AUGCAAGGGUUAGUAAUAAGUGUUACGUGGAAUUUGAAGGCUUGUGUGCUAGCGCCAGUGAGAUUAUUGUUAAGCACUGAACGCUGAGAGUGCUGUGUACAUCUGUGCGGUGUAGAUAUUUGGUAUCGUAUUCCAAACUCCGCGGGAAGUAUGUUGUUGUUUUUGUUUGUGUUGAGUUUGAGGGGUAAACGUGAAUGUUUAAAGAGUGAUUAUGGAAAAUGAAAUAUACUGGUAGUAUGGGGUGAAAGUUAUCAUAUGAUAACGAGGCAAAGCUUUAAAAAAGUUUUGAUCAGGUGUUAGAUUAUUUUACAUAGUGUUUGACAGGUAGUCUGCAUCAGUAUGUGCUACACUGUGAAAGUAAGAUUUCUCGGUUUCAACUCUCAGUUCUGUGCUGUGAAGAAAUACCACUAUGAGCACUAUGAAUAUAUGUCUCCUCAUUCCACAUAAAAGAGAGACUCCGGUUUUGAGAACAACACUAUUGACUGCCUGGUCGUAACAUGGAUCAGUAUGAAAAAUUCAAUGGCUACCACAAAAUGGAUAGUGUUAAGAAGAGGAUUCCUGAUUACACUGAUAUAGCUUACCGGGAAGCUGUUGCCAGGUUAAGAUAUCUGCUUGCAGAAUCUUAUUCAUCACGUGGAACGCCAACAAAAUUAUCACAUAAGGAAAAGAAAAAAAUGCAGCCAGCUAAGAAGAAGCGUCUGGAAGGACCUAGCAUAGUGUUUGAAUCAAGAAUAAGUGAACUGGAGGCACAACUUACACAAACAAAAAUUGAUCUUAGAAAGGCACUGGAAGAAGUUGACAUGUAUAAGAAGAAACUGGCUGAUGUGCAGUCUCAUUCAUACGAUGGAAGUUCCAUUCCAAAUAUUGAAACUUACAAACAUCAAAUUGAAAUUUUACAAAGGGAAAAGGAAGAACUUAAAGAUAAUAUGGCUAAAUUGAAUAUGGCUGUUGCUCAGAUCAGAGAAAAAGAAGCUGAUGCAACUCACAAGGCCAAGAGGACAUUAGAUGUUGCUGACCAAGCAGAAUUUGAGAAAGCUCAGGCAGAAAUGGAAGUACGUAGGUUGAAAGAGGAGCUGGACCGCCAGCAUGAGAAACUACGUGACCUUCUGCAAGAGCAGGGCCGAAAAGUACAAGAAGAACGGGCAGCAGCAGAAAGACGAUAUGCUCAGCAAGUUGAGCAGCUGAGUUCUGAUUUAGCCAUGCAGUGGGAUGCUGUCGGAAAGCUACAACUCGAACUAGAGCGGGAGCGUCGCAUUGAAGCAGACUUGCGCCGUGAACUGCAGCAGAAAAAUUGUGCUAUAGAAGAACUCAAAAAGGAAUUGCAUACAAAAAUUGCAGGUCUCCAGAGUGAGGCGUCACAGAACGCAGCAGAACGUGGUUCCUUGGAGCAAGAGCUUACCUCAAGUAGACUCAUGAUUGAGCGAGCUGAACGUGAGGCACGGCAGGAAGCAGCUCGACUUCAGGCUGAAAUAACAGCACUUCGACAACGUCUCGAUCGUGCUGAUGGAGAUCUCUUGCACAGCAGGCGCGAAAACCUACGGCUUUCUGAACAGGUUGCAUCACUUGAGCGAGAGCUUAACCUAGCAAAAAUGGCUAAAGAAAGUGCUACAAGAGAUGCUGGUAUUAGAUCCUCUCCAAGUAAACAGUCAGGUGGAAGGGAAAAAGAGCUCUCAUCAAUGAUUAUGGAUAUGGAAGCUAAACAUGUCAAAACUGUUGCUGAACUAGAAGGUAUGAUUCAGUCCCAGAAUCUAGUCAUGGAAAAACUGAGAGAGGAGUGUCAUUCUCUAACAAAGAAGCUGGAAGAUUCCUCUGCACGACACAAGGAAGAGAUGGCCGGGCUACAAAGUAACAUAGAUUAUUUAAAUAACAAACUUGCAGUCUCAUUUGGGACUGAAGAGUGGAGAGGUAACACAUUUGGAGAGGAGCAAAAUGAAACAAGAGACAGGAGACUUGAAACAGGACAGUAUGAUUCACAACAAGGCUAUGAAGAACAAGUCGAGUACCCUCCCCACCAACAGUAUGAGCAACCAGAAGAAUAUGGUUACCAAACAGAACAGCAGCAGCAACAGCAUGAAGAACAGCAACCUCUACAACAACAGCCGCAGCAGCAGCAGCAGGAUCAACAACAACAGCAACAGCAUCCAGAAUACGAAACACUCGAACCUCCAUAUGAGCAAGACCCAGGCAUCCUCCUCACUGGACCACCACCUCCUCCUCAGUCCAUGGAGGCGUGAGGUGGCUGUACCUCCACUUACACUGGAAGAUUUAGCUACUGACAGCGAUUCAUGUGGAUCGCAGUCUGCACAGCUAGAUAUCUUCAAGUAGUAGCAACCUUCACUUAGACAGCACAACAAAAACUGUUAUCCCUCAAUCUUUUUUUCACGAUGUUGAUAAAUAUGCACAGAACUUCAUUUCAUUGUGCAUUGGUAUUCUUGUGUACAUAUUUAUGAUGUCAUCUAAAUUUUGUGUACACAUAUUUUAGUUAUUAAAAUUGUUUAUGUUUGUGUAUAAAUAAGAUAAGAGGAGCUAUAGAAGCGAAAGGAUAUCUUUAGGAGACUGGCUAACAAUUUUCCAUUUCAUAUAGCCUAUUAUGCAGGAAUAUAAUUGAAAUUACUAUACAGAAAAUACAGCCUCAUGCUUGUUUUUAUAAUGUAUGUGUCAUGUCUGUACGUCUUCAUUGUUUUUGUUGCUGCGGGAUAUUAAAAAGUCAGAGUGAAUUUGAUACUGCACUAUUGACUAUUGCCCUGUAACCGUCUCUCUCUCUCUCUCUCUCUCUCUCUCUCUCUCUCUCUCUCUCUCUUUCUCUCUCUCAUGUGUACUUAGUAUCUUAAGUUAUAGCAAUUAUUGAGAGACACAGAUUUUUUUAACAUUAUAUUCCACACAAAGUUCAAUGAAUCUGACAGUGUGUGCUUAUCAAGUCUCAGUAAAUUGUGAUGAUACACCUCAAAAUACAUGCAUCAUCAUCUAUGACCUGCACUAUCCUCAUUAGUGUAAGCUGUAUGCAUAUGACAGUAUGCUUAUCAAGUCUCAGUUAAUUGUGGUGUAAGAUAUCAUGAUACACCUCAAAAUAAAUGCAUCAUCAUCAGUGA
This is a messenger RNA of Schistocerca piceifrons (Central American locust), 3089 nucleotides long. Its product is annotated as serologically defined colon cancer antigen 8 homolog. Gene Ontology annotation, biological process: establishment of cell polarity; centrosome cycle; tube formation. NCBI's taxonomy places the organism in Eukaryota, Metazoa, Arthropoda, Insecta, Orthoptera, Acrididae. The record is from RefSeq and is a predicted model, not a curated record. Gene Ontology annotation, cellular component: centrosome; centriole.